Sorghum bicolor (sorghum) is the source of this 1513-nucleotide messenger RNA. RefSeq names its product CASP-like protein 5B2. The record is from RefSeq and is a predicted model, not a curated record. Lineage: Eukaryota; Viridiplantae; Streptophyta; Magnoliopsida; Poales; Poaceae. The coding region runs from base 733 to 1197 and encodes 154 amino acids. Gene Ontology annotation, cellular component: membrane. The transcript is spliced from 3 exons.
AACGCGGGGCUAUCGGCCCCAUCGACGUCGUCCACCUCCGCAGAAGAAAGACGACGGACGACGACGCCUCGCUUUCGCUUUCCUAGUACGGCCCGCUCUCACCGCCACCCACUCGGCUGACCCGGCCGUCCCCGCCGCGCACGCGGAAGCCCCCAACACACGCAACCCGGCGGCGCUUUCCCGCCCCCCACCGGGGCCCGGCUCCAGCGACGGCGUCUGGGAUACUGGUGGGAGUCUGGGUCUGGGAUCCAUCCAGUACCCCCGCCAGCCGGGCCCCGCCGCGUGGCCGCGCGCACGUCAGAGUCGCACCAACCUCCGCCGCCGUGACGCCUGGCAAGGCCGGCCGGAGCCGGGACCGGGAGCCUCCACCCGAAAUUCCCGUCCCAUCCACCAUCUCGCCGCUUUUCCACCCUCCUGUGUUCUGCUGCUGCUGCUGUUGGUAGGAGUACUGUUAAAACCUCCCCCCUUCGCCGCCUCCUCGAGACCCAAAUUCUUGCCUACUGCUGUUCCUGUUCCUGUUCGUGUUCGGUAGGAGCACUUGUCAAUUACUGUCAAAUCCCCCUUCGCCGCUUCCUCGAGACCCCAAUUUUUGUUGCGUAAAAAACCCGCAGUGAUCCGCCCAACUCCCAACUAACCCACCGGAUUGGAGCGCGCAUGGUCGAUCGCCGCGGCCGCUGCUGAGCUGCGGGCUGCGGCGGGAGGCGAGAGGUCGUGGGUCGAGGGUAGGAGGCGAUGGCCGGGAUGCUGGGGAGGCCUGGUUCUUGGGGCGGCCUGGUGCUGCGGGUCGGGCAGACGUUCUUCGCCGCCGCCUGCAUCGGCGUCAUGGGCAGCUCGCUCGGAUUCGCCAGCUACACCGCCUUCUGCUACUUGAUUGCAUCAAUGGGACUUCAAAUGCUGUGGAGUUUCGCACUUGCUUGUCUUGAUGGAUAUGCCAUUACAACCAACAAGGAUCUCACCAGCCCCAUUCUAGUGAGCUUGUUUGUCGUUGGAGACUGGGUAACAGCAAUUCUGUCAUUCGCCGCAGCAAGCUCAUCUGCUGGUGUAGUAAUUCUAUUUCAAAAGGAUGUGUUCUUCUGCAGAAGGUAUACCCAACUUCCUUGUGGAAAAUAUGAGCUCGCCACAGCGUUUGCCUUCCUGUCUUGGGCACUCAGUGCUACAUCAGCCUUGAUCAUGUUUUGGCUCCUCGCUGCAUUCUGACUUUGUGUAAAAUUUGGUGGUAGCGAUGUUUAUAGUGCCUACUUUGCUGUUCUCUCCUCAUAGCUCUUACAACUAUAUCACAUAUUUAGCAGACCACGUAGCCCAAAAAUGGAAAGAUGGGAUCAUGUAAAGUCCUUGGAGGGAACAGUUACUAAUGGAAGAAAUUCACUGAACAGAUAAUUUUGCUAUCUGCUGAGUUAAUUGCCUUUCGCUAUCUUUGAUGCAAGGUGACCUUGCACGCUGCAAUCAAGCAGUUCUAUGUAAACAAUCUGAAGCAAGACCUUGCAAUUUUAAUUUUUGACAGAGAUGGCAUUUA